UUCAGACACGCCCUGUUGCUGCUUGGAUAGCGUCGAAGGAAACUACGCGUAGUUCAACAACGUUUUCAAGUAACUUGUUGACAUUUUCUUCGUUUAAUUAGGACUGGGGUAUUCGUUCUGAACUGAAAUGGGAGCGUGUAUGGCAUUGUGUUCAAUCGCUAGCUGUGCAUCAUGUCUGUGUGGCUCCGCUCCCUGUCUGCUGUCAGGAUGCUGUCCCUCCACCUACAACUCCACUGUGUCCCGGCUGGCUUUCUCCUUCCUGCUGCUGCUGGGGUCCCUGGUCUCUGUCAUCAUGAUCCUACCUGGCAUGGAGGCUCAGCUCAAGAAGAUACCUGGGUUCUGUGUUGGUGGAACUUCCAUAACCAUACCAGGCAUUGAAAACAAGGUGAACUGUGAUGUCAUCGUGGGCUACAAGUCUGUGUACCGCAUGUGCUUUGCCAUGGCCUGCUUCUUCUUCCUGUUCUCCAUCAUCAUGAUCCGUGUUCGCAGCAGCAAGGACCCCCGAGCCUCACUACAGAACGGAUUCUGGUUCUUCAAGUUCCUUAUACUGGUGGGGAUAACUGUAGGAGCCUUCUUCAUUCCAGAUGGGACAUUCAACACAGUGUGGUUCUACUUUGGCGUAGUGGGUUCCUUCAUCUUCAUCAUCAUCCAACUGAUCCUGCUGGUGGAUUUUUCUCACACCUGGAACCAGUCCUGGCUGGAGAAUGCUGAGGAGGGAAACAGCAAGUGCUGGUUUGCAGCUCUCCUGUCGUUCACGGUGCUACACUAUGCCCUGGCCUUCUCUGCUGUGGUCUUGUUCUAUGUCUAUUACACCACGGGAGAUGACUGCACUGAACACAAGAUCUUCAUUAGCCUUAACUUAAUCUUUUGCAUCAUCAUCUCCAUUGUUGCCAUCCUGCCCAAAGUUCAGGAGGCCCAGCCUAGCUCAGGCCUGCUCCAGGCCUCCCUCAUUUCCCUCUACACCAUGUAUGUCACAUGGUCUGCCAUGACCAACAACCCCAACCGUAAGUGUAACCCCAGCCUGCUGAGUCUGGUCAACAACACACCCAGCCCUACACCUGCCCCAGGACAAGAGGUCCAGUGGUGGGAUGCACAGGGCAUCAUAGGACUGGUCAUCUUCUUCUUCUGCACACUGUAUGCCAGCAUCCGUUCGUCCAACAACACCCAGGUGAACAGGCUGAUGCAGACAGAGGAGAACCAGGGUCUGGCUGCAGACGACCACGAGGCGGCCAUGGGGGAGGACGGGGUCAGACGGGCUGUGGACAAUGAGGAAGAUGCGGUCACCUACUCUUACUCCUUCUUCCACUUCAGCCUGUGCCUGGCCUCCCUAUACAUCAUGAUGACACUCACCAACUGGUACCAACCUGACGCAGACUACCAGGCCAUGCAGAGCAGUAUGCCAGCAGUGUGGGUGAAGAUUAGCUCUAGCUGGAUAGGCUUGGCUCUCUACCUCUGGACCUUGGUAGCUCCUGUCAUCCUCUCUAACCGAGACUUCAACUAAAGGCAUACACCUUCCAUCCAGAGCUGUCCCAAAUGGUACCUCUAUUCCUUUUCAGAAUUGCUUUACUGUUUGGCAUGUUAUGAGUCACACUACUGGGUAAAAACAUUUUCAUUGUGCUGCUUGAAGAAGGGGACCACUGUCAUUUUUUUUUAUGUCCAGGCUUGUCUCAUUGACUAGACAUAACAUAUUAAACAAGAAUCUGGGACACUCAAAUGAGUAUGAUAUGCAGCGUUAGGUAUGAUUACAUAAAACCGGUUACUUAAGGCAAAAAACGAAAGGAGGGUGGUUGGCUGGGUGGGUGAAUCAUCACGGACAAUUUUAGAUCAUUGUCAAAUUUGUGACGACUGAAUUCUUUUUAGCUACUUUGCAAGUACUUAGCAUGCUAACUACCUUUUAACCUUAAUCCUUAAGCGUCUAGAUAAGUCAUACCAAGGAUCAUUUAGCAACUUGAUUUAGAAUUUUAGGACCCCUUUCGGUAUACAUAAAAUAAUGAUAUCAAGCUUUAUUUAUUUGAAUCAGGUGUGUAGUGCUUGGGCAAAAACCAAAACGUGCACCCCUUGGAAUCCCGAGGACCGAGUUUGGGGAAACUCUGGUGUAGAGAAUCAUUGUAACAUCUAAACCCUUGUGAAAUAUACCUUUUUUCCAUAACCAAAAAUAUUGUAUUUUCAGCUGGUUGAAGAUUGUGUACAAAACCGAAAGUAACACACACAAAUGAAACUUCAGAAUGGGAAACAUAGAAGUGUGGUAUAGAUCUGUCACUUUUCUAUCUGAAUUUGGCCCGGUAGCCCAAAAAGUUACACAUUGCAUACUUCCAUAAAUGUUUUUACUAGUAUCGGGCUACCUUCAGACGAGGCUUGUGGGCAUCCUAGAGCAAAACAACCGACGUGUUCAGGAGGGUCACUUCAUCGAGGGGUCAUAUUAGUGUGUAGCCCAAACUGUUCGUACGCUACAGACUGAAGUUGGCAGAUCGGCAGUACCGACUUCAGACGAGUCCCGUGGGGAUUGUGUUAAUGAGUCAUCUCUCUGUAGUGGUCAUAUUAGUUUCUAGGCCAAACCGUUCAGACGCUACAGACGUUUUCGUGGGGAACGAUUGUAUUUAUUUUCCCCAAGGAUGUCUCAUGGUCUGGCAAACACCUCUAGCUUGGCCACCUUCCACCACAAAUGCGGAAGGCUGCCAUUGGUGGGUGUGGUGGAUUGAGACUCAGCCCACGCAAAAAAACAUAUCUUUAACAGACAGCUUUGAUAGUGUUUUUUGUUGUUGAAAUUAUUAUGCUAACUACAUUGCCGCGGGGGUGCGGAUGUCGACUCUAGGGGGUAACUACUAGCCUAGCCAACGUUAGCCGCCUAGCCAACGUUAGUCGCAAUAAAUUUGAAUUUUUAACAUUGCAUAUUGUACAAAUUACAAUUGGAAACAUACACAUUCAUAUCAUACGAAAUGGAAUAUUUCACAUACACAAAUUAAUACCUAACAUACCAAACAUCAUACUAAUUUCUGUUUUCCGUUUACUAUUUUAAGUCUACCUAUGAGUCCAGAUUGUUGUUAGCCAUACUUUUGAGGUUGGUUUUAUCAUUCUGUUUUUUUAUAUACAUGCAUACAAAAAAAAUGUGCUUGGUUUGAUGCUUUUAAUAAUAAUUCUUAACAUAUCUGGUCAGCGACUCUACUAAAAUGUAAAAGUGCCUUUUUAAACCUACAGAUUUGCUACACAAUAAACUAGCUUUAUAUUCAAAUGUGUAUAUGUUUUGUCAUACCUUAACAGAUUAUCUCUAAUGCCUCUCCGUAUUAUGUUCAAAUGUAAUAAAUCUGAUCAUCUCUGAAA
Molecule: messenger RNA, 3318 nt
Organism: Oncorhynchus nerka (sockeye salmon)
Lineage: Eukaryota; Metazoa; Chordata; Actinopteri; Salmoniformes; Salmonidae
Gene: serinc2
Product: serine incorporator 2
Exons: 10
Coding region: 128-1501 (457 amino acids)
Cellular component (GO): membrane
Source: RefSeq, a predicted model, not a curated record